CAUAACGAUGUUUCUGGAGUAACGUUAGAGGAAGUUAUUCCAGUAAUUUCUCUUUAACGGAAACCAAAAGAAAUUUCUCGAACUCAGCUCUGCGCUUUGUAAUACACAUUUAGAUAAGUAUUCGGUGAGGUUUGGAAGCUUUUUGUCCAACAUGAUGUCGGAUGAUGACCAGCCUAAGACGUUGUACGUCGGCAACCUCUCCAGGGACGUGACGGAGGCUCUCAUCAUGCAGGUGUUUACCCAGAUCGGACCCUGCAAGAGCUGCAAAAUGAUCAUCGAUACUGCAGGAAACGACCCGUACUGCUUUGUGGAGUUCUUUGAGCACAUGCACGCCGCUGCUGCCCUGGCCGCCAUGAACGGACGCAAAAUAUUAGGAAAGGACAUGAAAGUGAACUGGGCCUCAAUGCCAAGCAGCCAGAAGAAAGACACAAGCAAUCAUUUCCAUGUCUUUGUCGGCGACCUGAGCCCAGAAAUCUCCACAGAGGACGUCAGAGCCGCCUUCGCUCCAUUUGGAAAAAUAUCCGAUGCUCGUGUGGUAAAAGACCUGGCUACUGGGAAGUCUAAGGGCUAUGGGUUUAUCUCCUUCAUUAACAAAUGGGAUGCGGAGAACGCCAUCCAGCAGAUGAACGGCCAGUGGCUGGGAGGCAGGCAGAUCAGAACCAACUGGGCCACCAGGAAGCCUCCUGCACCCAAGUCCAACCCCGAGAGUCAGUCUGGUACAGGCAACACCAAACACCUGUCCUACGAUGAGGUGCUGAAUCAGUCAAGCCCCAGUAACUGCACUGUGUACUGCGGAGGGGUCACUUCCGGCCUCUCAGAUCAGCUGAUGAGGCAGACUUUCUCUCCAUUUGGACAGAUCAUGGAGAUCAGGGUCUUCCCGGAUAAAGGCUACUCAUUCGUGAGGUUCGAUUCUCACGAGAGCGCAGCCCACGCCAUAGUGUCUGUGAACGGGACGUGCAUCGAAGGCCACACGGUCAAGUGCUACUGGGGGAAAGAAACCGCAGACAUGAGGGCCAUGCAGCAGAUGGCCAUGCCCCAGCAGAGUAACCCGGCCUACGCGGCCCAGCCGUACGGACAGUGGGGUCAGUCUUACGGUAAUGGCCAGCAGAUGGGGCAAUACAUCCCUAACGGCUGGCAGAUGCCGACGUACGGAGUGUACGGUCAGGCCUGGAACCAGCAGGGCUACAAGUAAGUACACCAGCACGCCGUCCGCCACACCCUCCUCCUCAUCCUCCUCCUCACGUACCCCAACCCAGGAGGGCAGAACUACGCCAGCGGGACGGACCAUUCCAUCAGGAAACGGGGUGGUGGCUGCGGACUCCCACCCCAUGUACAGCGUAUUCGGAUCAUUAGCCCACCCUCGCCACCUGCUUUUUGUCUUCUUUUUUUUUUCCUCCCUCCCCCCGGGAUUUUUCCCCACUUCAUCUUGUAGUUUGGACUGAUUUAAAAAAAUAUAUAAUACAUGUCAGUCUUUUUAAAAAUGUCUCCUUUUGGUUCAUUUGCCUUUUUUUUUUGUUUAUUUUUUUGUAAUUAUUAAUCUCCCCAGUCUGUAGUCUGACUCCCAGAUUUCAGUAGUUCUAGUUAAGUAGUGUUGAGAAACGUCGCGACCCCCCACCCCGUGCACCAUUUUGUGAAAAAAUUUUUCCCUCUGAAUUAUAAUUUUCAUUUGUUAUUAUGGACACACUGCAGCUCGACAUGAUUGUUGAUUUUUUUUUUUUCUUUCUUUUUUUUCCUCUUCUUCUUCUUCUUUCUUUUAUUCACAGUCUGGUAAUUUUGUAAAAAAAAAAUCUCUAUAUAUAAAUAUAAAUAAAACAAAGUAGAGGCGGUUUCCUCAGUGGCCUUGACAUGCACUUGAAGUUCCCAAAACUUCUUGUGAAAUAAUAUUGUUCUUAAUUUCUCCAGCUUUUAACAAAAUUCAUUACUACACGUUAAGCACCACUGUUUUUGUCCUUCUUAAAUUUAUUUUUUUUCCUUUCUGCGAUUAGAAAUUUUUAUAAAAGAUGCCACAUUGUGGAUAUUUCAUUAUAAUGUACAAUGCUUAUGUUAAGCUCUGAUGUUUAAAUGUCCUUCUCUUGAUCUUGUUUUUGUUUUUUGUUUUUGUUAAGUACAUCUGUAUAAUUAUAUAUAUAUUUAUAUAUAAUUAUAAUUGAAAAUCAUGGUUCCUUACGAUGAAAAUAAGGUUUGGGUUAGGACACCAGAGUGCUGUACGCUGUGUAAAGGUAUUUUUGUAAUUCUGUCGUCUUAUGUUUAACGCUUGUAAAUUGGGAUUUGUUUCACCAUCGUGUAAAUCGUUUCAGGCGAUCUCUAGCCGCUCUCUUUUCUGCGUCUGGAGUUUAGAGUUAUAUAGACUUGCCAUUUUAAACGUUUUCUCUUUUUCCCUCUCAAUUCCUUUCCAUUUUUUUGUUUCACGAGCAAACGCGUCACUGUGUUGAUUUUACAAGCCAAAGACGAGGAUCGCCGUCAGAUCUCCCGAGCCCUCUCUCUUUUAUCAACGCAACCACUGUAGGUGUAUCGAGAAACAGGAAGUCCUCUUCUCCUGCUUUUUCCACUUCCUGCCACAGAGCCGAGCUGUAGAUGGUCAUAUCGGAGGGGUGUGUGUGUGUGUGUGUAUAAUGUUUUUCCAUCAGUGUGUUCCUAUUUAGUCAUCUUUGUCCUUUAAAGAGAAGAGCUUAAGUAAUUAAAUAAAUCUGAUCUUUUUUUUUUUCUUUUUUCCAGUGUGUUAUUUUUUUUUAAUAUCCACUUGUUUUUGCUAAUGAAUAAAAUACUCUGCUUUCUAGAAAUUGAAAUUUUAUUUUGUAAAAAGCUGAAGAAAAAUGUACUGUUCGUCUUGGAUUUUCUGGGUUUUUCCUUUUCUCAUUCCGUUUUUUUUCUUUCUUUUUUUUUCUUCUCAAAUUCUUUUAGAGGGACAUUUAAUUUCGUGUAAAUAACUUGUUAUCCAUUAAUAUGAUAACCAUUAAAAGGCUGUUCCAGUAUUCUGAGACUCUGAGAAGUUAAAA
Messenger RNA from Clarias gariepinus (North African catfish), 2996 nucleotides. It is a transcript of the gene tia1l, whose product is annotated as cytotoxic granule-associated RNA binding protein 1, like. Gene Ontology annotation, molecular function: mRNA binding. Bases 152 to 1192 code for a protein of 346 amino acids. The record is from RefSeq and is a predicted model, not a curated record. The transcript has 11 exons. Gene Ontology annotation, cellular component: cytosol. Lineage: Eukaryota; Metazoa; Chordata; Actinopteri; Siluriformes; Clariidae.